Messenger RNA from Botrytis sinoallii, 699 nucleotides. RefSeq lists its product as uncharacterized. NCBI's taxonomy places the organism in Eukaryota, Fungi, Ascomycota, Leotiomycetes, Helotiales, Sclerotiniaceae. The record is from RefSeq and is a predicted model, not a curated record. Bases 1 to 699 code for a protein of 232 amino acids. The transcript has 4 exons.
AUGGAGCCGAAUCACACGACAUCUACCACCAAUGCGCUAUUUGUCGAUCUCGGACUUCUCAUGGACAUCAAUCAUCAAAUUGAAGCCCAAAGACCAGAAGAAUGGUACAGAGAUUAUAGAAUGCGCGUAGAACACAUAGAUAGCAUGAGUCCGCCUAUCACUAGCUCUGAGAAACAAACCGUGGCUACACUCGAGGGAUCGGAAGACGAUAGACUGUCUUCGGAGACACUGUCUGGUACGGAAGAGACAACAGAGAUCAUUCCAGAAACUCGAGCUGAAACUAAGAAGAGAAGGCGCCAGGAACUCCUCGAUAAUUAUGAUGCGGAAUCGUACGAGCUGGCCGUGGAUGGUCUUCUUGAGAGUCAGAUUAGACACUACGCGGUGCUGCAGCGAUAUGGAUUGGUUCCUACGCAAGCAAAAGAAGAUACAAAUAAUAAUGAGGAUACUUGGAGUGAGAAUAGUGAAGAAUCAGACCCUGUGCCAAGACAUGGUGAUUCUCUUUCCAAUCUACCCAUUUCACAAUUCUCGAUUAAGAGCAAAAUUCCUAAAUUAUUCCAUGGCGAGAAUAAUGUGAGCGCAAUUGGAGUGGGUCCUGGCGUCACAAAGAAAGGUCACGUUGCCAAGAAACGGGCAAUUAUCAACAAGAAGGAUAUGAUCGAGUUGAUGUUUAAGGGAAUGGAGCAUUGUUCCGGAGCUUAG